AUGAUGCGCCGCAGCAAAGAUGCUCUAGGGUCUGCAAGGGUCCUCGUCGAGCGGAAAAGAAGCGAAGCGUCGAAGCCUCCACAAAGUUCAAGCCAGGCCCGACGACCAUUCCAUCGGUGUCAUAAAAGAGGGCGUAACAUCUUAGCCGCAUCACCAUUUUGCUCCAUAACGAUUCGCAUCACCCAACGACAUCCUCGUUCUCGUCAUCCCGCUGUCCUCGAGCUCGGAUCCUCACCCUCCCGCUGCAGCGAUCAGCUCGCAUUACCUAAACAUUGUGGUCGCUCGAGCCCUCGCAAGUAA
Messenger RNA from Pseudozyma hubeiensis SY62, 300 nucleotides. RefSeq names its product glucan endo-1,3-beta-glucosidase precursor. The transcript has 2 exons. NCBI's taxonomy places the organism in Eukaryota, Fungi, Basidiomycota, Ustilaginomycetes, Ustilaginales, Ustilaginaceae. The record is from RefSeq and is a predicted model, not a curated record. The coding region runs from base 1 to 300 and encodes 99 amino acids.